UAACAUAUAAAAUAGAAAAGUGUAUGUCUGGAUUAAUAAAAUUUAUUUAAGUAUUUGUACCAAUUUAAUUAUAUAUGUAAUAGCUACCAAAUUUUUAAUUAUUCAAUAUAUAUUUAUUAUUUCAUAAUAUGUAAAAAAAUAUAUAAUACUUAAAAAUAAUUUAUAUAUGUCUUAACCUAGUCUUCUAUAUAUUUGACCAAAAAUUUUGGGUCAUUUUUCCAAGUCACCCUGCAAUUAAUAACAAUAUAUCUCAAUGAAAUUAAUAAAAAUAUAUCAUAAUCUUCUUAAACACAAGAUUCAUUUCCUUACCAAUCUAAAUUAUAAUGGUAUUAUCCCAUUUAAAAAAAAAAAACUAUAGGUAAUUUUGUGAGAGACUAAGAAUGAGAUAUUGUUUUAUAAUACUAGCCAAAAUCAUUCUGUGUAACUAGUAUUGUGUUUAAAAUUAAAGUUCAUUACAAAAUUAAAAAAUGGAUAACUCCUUGUAUAUAAAAUACGUAUAGAAAUCUAGAUUUACUAAAAAAAGCAGUAACAGAUUUUCUUUAAAAAAAAUGAAAACACUAAUCAGUCAAAUUUCCUCCUGAAAUAAGUGGCCAUAAAAUGAAAUAGAUAUCAAUUCAUAAUCAAAUACAUAAAUCUGGAUAACAUAUAUGUAAUACAGACAUGUAUAUAUAUAUUCACACUUCACCUAUUGAGAACUCAAAUUGGCAAAUAAACGUCUGAAUAAUGGCUACCCUUGGCUUGAUCCUCUAUCUUUCCUCGGUUCUUCUCAUGAGCCUUUGUCAGCUUCCUACAGCUAUUGAGGAUGAUAGAAAGGCAAGCAAUUGCUGUUAUAUUACGGAGGCAGUGAAGGAGUAGGGGGGUCAACUGACCCCUAUCAAUUUUUAAAUUUUGUUUAAAUUAAGCCUAUAACUUUAGAAUAUAUUGAAUAAGUGGAUCAUUUUUAAGGAUUUGACCCCCUUGUUUCUUUAAGAAAUCUCUAAUAAAUUUCUACACAUAUGAUUUUGACCCCAUUGAUUUUUGUUUCUACCUCCGCCAUGUCUCGUUACCAUAUUUUUAAAUAUCUAUGUUUUUUUUUAUUAGCCUAUUCAUCGUUAUAGCAUUUUGUUUGACGCAGGUAUAUAUUGUUUACAUGGGAGCUCUUCCUUCAAAAGCUUCUUACACUCCUAUGUCUCACCAUCAUAAUAUCCUUCAAGAAGUUGUCAAAUCAAGGUUUAAGACUCUGUCAGCCUUAUCAUUUAUUGUAUACGUCAUCGUUUAUCACUUGUCUUUAUUUUCUCUUUUGUUCUGCAGUUCCGUAGAAGAUUCUUUGGUCAGAAGUUAUGGAAGAAGUUUCAACGGUUUUACAGCCAAACUCACUGAAUCUGAAAGAGACAACCUUUCUGGCAUGGAAGGUGUGGUUUCGGUAUUCCCAAGCACCUUUUAUAAGCUUGUUACGACAAGGUCUUACGAGUUCAUGGGACUUGGUGACAAGAGCAAGCAAGUUCCUGAGGUGGAGACCAAUACAAUAGUUGGUGUAAUAGACGGAGGAAUAUGGCCUGAAUCCAAGAGCUUUUCAGACGAAGGCAUUGGCCCUAUACCAAAAAAAUGGAAAGGAACUUGCGCUGGAGGAACUAACUUCACAUGCAACAAAAAGUUGAUUGGAGCACGACACUAUGUACAAGACUCGGCGAGAGAUGAUGAUGGUCACGGGUCACACACGGCUUCAACAGCAGCUGGAAACAAAGUAAAAGGAGUGAGUGUAAACGGUGUGGCCAAAGGAACGGCUAGAGGUGGUGUGCCUCUAGGUAGAGUUGCCGUUUACAAAGUUUGCGAGCCAGCAGGUUGCAACGCAGAAGGUAUUUUAGCUGCAUUUGAUGAUGCUAUAGCCGAUGGAGUCGAUGUUAUAACCAUUUCCAUGGGAGGAGGUGUUACUAAAGUCGAUGUUGACCCUAUAGCUAUUGGAUCAUUUCAUGCCAUGACCAAAGGGAUUGUUACCACGGUAGCUGUAGGGAACGACGGUUCUAAACUUGGACUAGCGUCUAACCUUGCACCAUGGCUCAUAUCCGUGGCUGCAGGUACAACUGAUCGAAGAUUUGUUACUGAUGUGGUUAAUGGAGAUGGCAAGACGCUUCAUGGAAGAUCGAUCAAUGACUUCGACUUAAAGGGAAAGAAGUAUCCUUUGGCAUAUGGAAAAACUGCUUCAAAUAACUGUACAGAGGAGCUAGCACGGGGUUGCGCCAGUGGUUGCCUGAACACGGUGCAGGGAAAGAUCGUUGUGUGCGAUGUUCCAGAUAAUGUUAUGGAACCUAAAUCAAUGGGAGCUGUUGGAGUUAUCCUACAUGUAACUGAUGUUGAUUCUCCGGGUCUUGGUCCAAUUCCGGUCGCAACCUUAGAUGAUACCAACUAUGAUGCAUUCAGAUCUUACGUUCUCUCCUCACCAAACCCACAAGGAACUAUACUGAAGACUGAGACAGUUAAAGACAACAAUGCUCCGAUUGUUGCUUCCUACUCUUCUCGUGGUCCAAACACUCUCUUUAGCGACAUUUUGAAGCCUGAUAUAACAGCUCCAGGAGUGAAUAUCUUAGCAGCAUAUUCACCAUUGGGUCAAACUGCACUUCCUGGACAAAGCGUGGAUUACUAUUUCAUGUCUGGAACAUCUAUGGCUUGCCCUCAUGCCGCGGGUGUAGCUGCAUGUGUCAAGACAUUCCAUCCUGAUUGGUCUGCUUCUGCUGUCAAAUCUGCUAUCAUGACUACUGCUUGGGCGAUGAACGCUUCGAAAAAUGCAGAAGCUGAGUUUGCAUACGGAUCAGGACAUGUUAACCCUACAGCGGCAGUUGAUCCAGGGCUUGUUUACGACAUAGCCAAAGAGGAUUACUUAAACAUGCUCUGCUCUUUGGACUACUCAGCCAAAGGCAUUAGUACUCUCGCCGGUGUAGACUUUACUUGUUCCGAGAAAUCGAAGCUGACCAUGAGAGAUCUCAACUACCCUUCAAUGACAGCCAAAGUUUCAGCUUCUUCAUCAUCCUCAGAUAUCACAUUUUCAAGAACGGUCACCAACGUUGGGAGAAAUAUAUCCACUUACAGAGCAAAACUGACUGGGAACCCUAAACUCAGUAUCACGGUUGAGCCACAGACACUCUCUUUUAAGUCAUCUUGGGAGAAGAAGAGUUUCACUGUUACCGUCUCCGGCAAGAGUCUUGCACAAAUUUCUGGUAUUGUGUCGGCGUCUCUGGUUUGGUCGGAUGGAUCACACAAUGUGAGAAGUCCUAUUGUUGUAUAUACUUAGGUAUCAACACCAAACUAAAAUAAAAAUAAAAGUAAUUGAUGUUAUGGUCCCAAACUAAGUC
Messenger RNA from Brassica rapa (field mustard), 3326 nucleotides. Its product is annotated as subtilisin-like protease SBT4.2. The record is from RefSeq and is a predicted model, not a curated record. Gene Ontology annotation, biological process: proteolysis. Lineage: Eukaryota; Viridiplantae; Streptophyta; Magnoliopsida; Brassicales; Brassicaceae. Gene Ontology annotation, molecular function: serine-type endopeptidase activity.